This is a messenger RNA of Piliocolobus tephrosceles (Ugandan red Colobus), 528 nucleotides long. RefSeq names its product putative neuroblastoma breakpoint family member 7. Bases 151 to 513 code for a protein of 120 amino acids. The record is from RefSeq and is a predicted model, not a curated record. NCBI's taxonomy places the organism in Eukaryota, Metazoa, Chordata, Mammalia, Primates, Cercopithecidae. The transcript has 2 exons.
GAGCCUGGUACUGGGGACAGUUAUGUCCUUGGGAUGGCCCUGGCUCCUGCCCUGUAGGCAGUAGCUACCGCUGUGUGUCCAGCUUUUCACUGAGGCCGGCAUGUCUGUCUUUUCUCAGACUAUGAAGAGUGCAAAGACCUCCUAAAAUCUAUGCUGCGGGAUGAGCUUCAGUUCAAGGAGGAGAAGCUUGCAGAGCAGCUCGAGCAAGCUGAGGAGCUCAGGCAAUAUAAAGUCCUGGUUCACUCUCAGGAACGAGAGCUGAGCCUGUUAAGGGAGAAGUUGCGGGAAGGGAGAGAUGCCUCCCACGCAUUGAAUCAGCAUCUCCAGGCCCUCCUCACUCCGGAUGAGCCGGCCAACUCCCAGGGGCGGGACCUCCAAGAAUGGCUGGCUGAGGGCUGUAGGCUGGCACAGCACCUCGUCCGAAAGCUCACCCUAGGUAAGGUUUCCAUAGGACCUGAUGACCCAAAACCCCAGGCUUAUGUGAGAGUGCACACCUCUGUACUUUUACACUGACAGUUGUAUCGGUGG